Messenger RNA from Plasmopara halstedii, 168 nucleotides. RefSeq lists its product as uncharacterized. NCBI's taxonomy places the organism in Eukaryota, Oomycota, Peronosporomycetes, Peronosporales, Peronosporaceae. The record is from RefSeq and is a predicted model, not a curated record. The coding region runs from base 1 to 168 and encodes 55 amino acids. The transcript is spliced from 2 exons.
AUGGCGCUCAAGGGCUUUCUGUAUCAUGGAGCAUCUCGCAAUUUUGAGGUGAGCGCCGAGGCCUUCGGAAGUAGCGGGAAAUUACGCAACUUUAAUUGCUUGCUUCGAUUACCUUACGACAUUGCGCACACUCUGUCUCUAACCCAUCGAGAGAAUAGGCAAGGAUGA